Molecule: messenger RNA, 548 nt
Organism: Octopus sinensis (East Asian common octopus)
Lineage: Eukaryota; Metazoa; Mollusca; Cephalopoda; Octopoda; Octopodidae
Product: S-formylglutathione hydrolase-like
Exons: 6
Biological process (GO): formaldehyde catabolic process
Cellular component (GO): cytosol
Molecular function (GO): S-formylglutathione hydrolase activity
Source: RefSeq, a predicted model, not a curated record
AAGAGAGACAAAUGGGAAGGUCCUGUUGUUUCUAACGCACCUAGCUUUCCUAAGUUCGAAACUUUUUCCUUUGGACGCAGGUUUCUUAGUUUGAAAGUAAUAAUGAGUAAUCUUGAACAGGUAUCAUCGAACAAAUGUUUUGGAGGCUUCCAGAAAGUCUUCAAACAUUCCAGUUCUGAAUUGAAAUGUGAAAUGAAAUUCGGUAUUUAUUUACCUGCGAAAUCUGAAUUUGGCAAACUUCCUGUGCUCUAUUGGCUUUCCGGUGCGACAUGUAGUGAGCAAAAUUUCAUAACAAAAUCUGGUUUCCAAAGAUAUGCAGCAGAACACAACAUCAUCGUUGUUGCACCUGAUACAUGUCCAAGGGCAUUUUAUGAGCGCAAAGAUGAUGGCUAUGACCUUCAAAAGGAUGUUGCUUCCUAUGUGGAUGCAACUCAACCAAAAUGGAGCACCAACUACCGAAUGUAUUCUUACAUUGUCAAAGAGCUGCCAAAAUUGAUAGAAUCCAACUUCCCAGUCUUACCAGAAAAGAAAUCCAUUUUUGGCCAUAG